Molecule: messenger RNA, 1406 nt
Organism: Tachysurus fulvidraco (yellow catfish)
Lineage: Eukaryota; Metazoa; Chordata; Actinopteri; Siluriformes; Bagridae
Product: C-type lectin domain family 6 member A-like
Exons: 10
Coding region: 105-1037 (310 amino acids)
Source: RefSeq, a predicted model, not a curated record
CUGACUGAGUGAGACCAAGAUACUUAACCUGUAAUCACACUAGCAAGCAGAAGUCUCCCAUUUCAUGUGUUGUGAAGUAAUAGCAAGGUUCAAGAAUACAAGCUAUGAGUUUUGAUCACUGCAAAAUGGACAGUAUUGAAAACUAUCACUCUCCAACAGACACAGAGGAUGAUAUUUAUGUGAAUACAGAAGACUGUCGUGCAGAGCUAAAAAAAACAGUGAUGACAUCAUGGUCAGGAGCCAGACCACGGCACAAAAAUGUGUGCAACACAUUAGAGACACAGAAUAUGACAGGAUCACAAGCAGUGGAUGAUGACAAUGUGAACACACAGCAGCUGCAUCUAAAGACUAAACAAUGCACAGCUUCAUCUAGAUACAACAACAUCAUAUCUGCUCUUGGUCUUCUGUUGCUUGGAGCUUUAGCAUCACUCUGUGCUGUAGGGAUCUUGUAUCACAAUAAAGUUGUUUCCACUGAGAUAUUAAGUGAAGGACACGAGAACACUACAGCCGAACUGAUGGUGCUACAAUACAAAGCCACUGAGAAACGGAUUGGGAUGCUGAAGGCAAAAUACCAGCAAGCUCAUGAACGUCUGUCUGCAUGCAAUGGAAAACAAACCUGUACACUUUGUGAGGAAGGAUGGAAGUCUCUUGGUUUAAAGUGUUACUACUUCUCCAAUCAUAAACUGAACUGGACACAGAGUCGAGAUUACUGUGUGGAGAAAGGAGGUCACCUGGUGAUUAUAACCAGCCAAACUGAACAGGGCUUUUUAAUUUCACAAAUUGGAGAAACACACUGGAUUGGAUUGAAUGACUUGGAGACUGAGGGUCAGUGGAUGUGGGUGAACAACCAGCCUUUAAAGGAGACGGGUGUAACGUUCUGGUUUAGUUCUCCAGAGGGACCAAAACAGCCUGAUAACUGGACAAAGAAGGACCCUUCUGGAGAGAAUUGUGCUGCUCUGGGGGAUGCAAAUGUUAACAUACAUACAUGGUUUGAUGAUUCUUGUAGUACAAUCAUAAAGUGCAUCUGUGAAAAGUAAAAGACUUUUCUCUUACAUUUGAGUCUGCAAAUAUUUGUUUUUAUGAAUAGAGGACAGUUCUUGGUUGUUGACUAUAAAUAUCUAUUUACUGUAUACAUUUUCAGACUCCAUAAAGUUUCACUUUUCUGCCACAUUGUAAAAUGUUGUAUUUUUUAGCUUUUCUUAACCACUAGAACAUCAGAUCAUGUGUGUGGAUUUUCUCUUUUAAAUUGUACUGGAGGGAUGAACAUGUGUCUAUUUUAUUAAUGAAGUGUGUCCAGAUUAUGUUUUCUGAAGCUAUAUGUAAUGUAAAGUUGCUUUGUAUAAAGAAAUUUAAGAAUGAAUAAAAUUACAUGACUUGGAAAAAACAGAUUUGCUAUAUUGUUAAUU